UUAGGCGCGGCAAAUGAGUAUUUUCGGAGUCCUCUUUCGGGGCCGCAGGGCGAGAAUUUCUUGUCGGAAUCGCCGCCGUUAUGGCCAGCCAGUCUCAGGGCAUCCAGCAGCUGCUUCAGGCCGAGAAACGCGCCGCCGAGAAAGUGGCCGAGGCCCGCAAGCGGAAGAAUCGGCGGCUGAAGCAGGCCAAGGAAGAAGCUCAGGCCGAGAUCGAGCAGUAUCGCUUGCAGCGGGAGAAGGACUUCAAAGCAAAAGAGGCCGCGGCGCUUGGCUCCCACGGAAGUUCAGCCACCGAGGUAGAACAGGAAACCCAGGAGAAGAUGGCUGUUCUUCAGGACAACUUCCAAAAGAAUCGGGAGGAAGUGAUAAACAGCUUGCUGAAUUUGAUCUUUGACAUCAAGCCUCAAAUCCAUUCAAACUAUCGGAUCAACGGAUAGACAAAUCUUUGGUCCUUCAGGAAAAUAUUCAGCAAUACCAGCUUUAGCUGCACCCCCUUUUUAUCAAGGUGCAUAACUUAAUUCCCAAGAGGUGUAGAUGAUCUCUUUCUCUUUCCCCCCCCUUUUUUUCCAUAAAGGUUUCUUGUUUCCCCCCUUUUGUAGUACUUUGGAAAUUUCUAUGUAGGCUGGUUCUGUGUGCAUUAUUUCAUAGAUGUGUAGCGUAGAAGGUUAAUGUCGGAUAAAUUGUACUGAGUAUUAAAGCAUCACUUUGAACCCCAAGAAGUAUUUAAAAGUCAGUAAAGAUAAGUGCCAGGCUGCUUUUCUGUAUCCUUAAAUUCCAAACUUAGUGGCUCUGAUACAAAUAAAAUUCUCUUCCUUGUAAAAAAAUAAACAAAAUAGGAAUUUUGUUUGCGGAAUGAAUAGUAUUUGGAUUGU
Molecule: messenger RNA, 872 nt
Organism: Notechis scutatus (mainland tiger snake)
Lineage: Eukaryota; Metazoa; Chordata; Lepidosauria; Squamata; Elapidae
Gene: ATP6V1G1
Product: ATPase H+ transporting V1 subunit G1
Biological process (GO): synaptic vesicle lumen acidification
Cellular component (GO): synaptic vesicle membrane; vacuolar proton-transporting V-type ATPase, V1 domain; vacuolar proton-transporting V-type ATPase complex
Molecular function (GO): ATP hydrolysis activity; proton-transporting ATPase activity, rotational mechanism
Source: RefSeq, a predicted model, not a curated record